Molecule: messenger RNA, 1584 nt
Organism: Pelodiscus sinensis (Chinese soft-shelled turtle)
Lineage: Eukaryota; Metazoa; Chordata; Testudines; Trionychidae
Source: RefSeq, a predicted model, not a curated record
CCACCCUGGAAUUUCUCCACAUGCCCUCAGGGGGUUGUGCCCCCCAGUUUGGGAACCUCUGAUCUAGAUGGUGCUUGGUUCUGCCGUGAGGGCAGGGGACUGGACUCAAUGACCUCUCAAGGCCCCUUCCAGUUCCAGUGUUCUAGGAUUGCCUGAAGGCUCUGCUGGGCCAUCGGGGCAGAAGCAGCCACCGCAGAAGGGCUUGUGGGUUCACUUCCUGCUCCUCAGGCUUUCUGCUCCAUGGCAAACCCUUCUGCCACCCCCUCUUGCCUUGGCACAGGGAACGAGCCUCAUCCGGAUUUUCUCUCUCCCAGUAGGGGCCAUGGUAGAUGAGGAGAAUCUCUGGCAGGAUGGCCCUGUGGGAGCAGAUCCAGAUGGGGCAUCAUCGAAUGAGGAUGCCUCCAUAGGAGAAGAUGCUCAUGGGAUGCUGCCUGGUGGGAAUGAGUCCAUAGAAGAGGACCAGGAUGGUGUAUUGUCCGAUGGGAAUGAGUCCAUAGAAGAGGACCAGGAUGGAGUAUUGUCCGAUGGGAAUGAGUCCAUAGAAGAGGGCCUGGAGGGGUCAUGGUCUGAUGAGACUUUAUCCCAGAUUCCAGCCCCACUGCAAUCCUCUGAGCAUCCUCCUGGCCUCCAGAUCCCUUCAGCCCUGGAAUCUCCUUGGGAAAAGCCCCCAGGGCUGCCCCUCUCAGUGGCAGGCAGACGCCCCCCCAAGAAGUCCCCUUCCCGGGAAGCGCAGCCAACUAUCUGCAGUGAGUGCGGGAAGAGCUUCACCCGGAGCUCCCUGCUGGCCCAGCACCAGCGCGUGCACACGGGCGAGCGCCCCUACCAGUGCACCGAGUGCAGGAAGAGCUUCAGCCGCAGCUCCACCCUCCUCCAGCACUGGAGGACCCACACGGGGGAGCGGCCGAACACGUGCACCGAGUGCGGGAGGGGCUUCAGCCAGCGUUCGGACUUGGUGAAGCACCAGCGCACCCACACGGGCGAGCGGCCCUACCGCUGCCCCGACUGCCGGCAGAGCUUCAGCCGCAGCUCAGACCUCAUCAAGCACCAGCGUGUGCACACCGGGGAGCGGCCCUACCACUGCCCCGACUGCGGGAAAUCCUUCAGCCGCAGCUCCGACCUCUUCCAGCACCAGCGCACCCAGCGCGGCGAGAGGCCCUACCCGUGCGCCGAGUGUGGGAAGCGCUUCAGCCGCAGCUCCAACCUCAUCCGCCACCAGCGCACCCACACGGGCGAGCGGCCCUACGUUUGCCCCGACUGCGGGCGCCGCUUCUCCCAGAACUCCCACUACACAGACCACCAGCGGAGCCACCGCCGCGAGAAACCCUACCACUGCACCCAGUGCGGCAAGGACUUCGGGCGCAGCUCCACCCUGGUCAAACACUGGCGCACGCACACCCGGGAGAGCCUGACACGGCAGAAGAGAAGACAGAAGGGGUCCGGUGAAAGACAGAGAAAUGUUCCUGGAAGACAGAAACAGAAAUUGAAACUGUCGAGAAAUGGAAUGUUUCCUGUUUGUUUUGAACUUCAGCAUUGAGCAAUGUCAAAAUCUGUCUGCCAGAGCACGAAAGGACCGAGAGCUUCAGC